GUUGACAUAUUUUAAAUGCGCAAGAUUAUUCAAAAACAAAAAUUUGAACUCUGCUUCAACUAAGAAACAAAGUUCUUUAAUUAGCGAAAAUAAACACACACGACAUAGAAUAAAGAACUCAAGUCCCUACAAGCUCCAAUGUUUUGUGUACGACAUCCCUUACUCUGUCAUUGACUUGAACAGAAAGCCAAGCCAAGGAAUACUGUAUGCUGGAAUUGACCAAGAAGAAAAUGUCGAAAGGUCAAGUGUUCAAGUCAGAUUAACACUAACUCGUUAUAGUGUGAGCACCCAUGUGGACUUAUUUGAGAACAUAAAGAACGAUGACAGACAUGGCUUUGAAUGAAAUGGGAAGAUCACAUGUACUUAUCGCUGAAUCCUCCAAUGCUCAAAUUAUAAGGCGGCAGCUUGAAGAGCUACAUUUAUGGAAUGGGGAUUUCCAGUGCAGACGUAUAAUUCCUAAUAAGGUGGCUCUACCUGUCAGUCUCAAAGGAGACAACUCACAAGCGUUAAAAGAUAAAUGGCCCAGCCUGGCGGUAGAGGAGAUGGACCUUACCGUGUCGAAAAAAUGUCAAGCCCGAAAAACUGCUCCCUCUUGCAGACUAAGAGGAAAGCUGCAACUCAAGCUAAAGGAGUAUUCACUGUCUGAAGAUUUGAUGAGAGAGUUGCCAACGAAAUGGGAAAAACAUGAGGAUCUAAUUUUGUUGCCCUGUUCUUCAUUCAUUUCCCCACAGUGGAAUCUCAUAGCUGACUUGUGGGAAGUGGUGGCUCAGUGUCUCAAUUGUAAACGCCUUGCUAGACAUUCAACUAUUGCACAAAAUGGUUUCCGAAGUUCUCAGGUCAAGAUACUGUUAGGAAAGGAUGGUGAGGUCACACAUACAGACAAUGGCGUCAAGUACAGCUAUGACGUGACAAAGUGCAUGUUUAGUGCUGGAAACAUAAGUGAAAAGCUGAGACUUGCCAGAUUGAACUGUAAGGGAGAAAUCAUUGUUGAUUUAUAUGCAGGUAUUGGCUAUUUUACUUUACCCUACCUGGUGCAUGCUAAAGCUGACCAUGUUCAUGCCUGCGAGUGGAAUCCCGAUGCAGUGUCAGCAUUGCAAAACAAUCUGAAGUUAAAUGGGGUCUCAGAGAGAUGUACAGUACAUUAUGGAGACAAUAGAGAAUUGAAGCUAACUUCAGUAGCAGACCGAGUCAACCUUGGACUCAUCCCAAGUUCAGAAGAUGGAUGGCCAGUCGCAGUUCAGGUACUCAAAGAAACCGGAGGAGUGCUUCAUGUUCAUGGGAACGUGACGACUAAUGAACAGCACAAUUUACAGACAGGUGGUUUAAAGAUACAUCACGGCACCAACAACAGGGAGUGCACUACUGUUGUCCACUCCUCAGAUUUGACUUCAAAUAAUAAGCCUUUACAUAAUUACCAAUUUAGUGAUACAAACUGUUUUGAUAAACUUCUAGAAACCAGGGAUAGUAACUUAGACAGUUCACCAGUUCCUUCCCUUGACAACACAAGUACAGUCUCCUCCGCAUGCAGUUAUUGGUCCAGUCAAGUACAGGAGAAGAUAACUGUUUUGUUAGAGACAGUCAAGGGAGGUCACUGGUCAGUAAAAGAAUGUCAUAUAGAGCUGGUCAAGUGGUAUGCACCACAUAUCAUGCAUGUAGUCCUUGAUCUGGAGUGUAGGCCAAGGGUUGCAUUUGUGAACAAUGCAAAUUGAUUUGUUAAAAAUGUCAUAAUGUAUUAUUAAAAUAUUCAUUUCAACAUGUCAAGAA
This is a messenger RNA of Biomphalaria glabrata, 1764 nucleotides long. Its product is annotated as tRNA wybutosine-synthesizing protein 2 homolog. The transcript has 9 exons. Lineage: Eukaryota; Metazoa; Mollusca; Gastropoda; Planorbidae. The record is from RefSeq and is a predicted model, not a curated record. Gene Ontology annotation, molecular function: tRNA methyltransferase activity. Gene Ontology annotation, biological process: tRNA methylation. The coding region runs from base 321 to 1709 and encodes 462 amino acids. Gene Ontology annotation, cellular component: cytoplasm.